Molecule: messenger RNA, 4015 nt
Organism: Bufo gargarizans (Asiatic toad)
Lineage: Eukaryota; Metazoa; Chordata; Amphibia; Anura; Bufonidae
Product: RING finger protein 112-like
Exons: 13
Coding region: 1291-2697 (468 amino acids)
Biological process (GO): endoplasmic reticulum organization; protein homooligomerization
Molecular function (GO): GTPase activity; GTP binding
Source: RefSeq, a predicted model, not a curated record
UCUCACAGUAGUUACAGGAGGACUCCCCCAGUGCCCUCUCACAGUAGUUACAGGAGGACUCCCCCAGUGCCCUCUCACAGUAGUUACAGGAGGACUCCCCCAGUGCCCUCUCACAGUAGUUACAGGAGGACUCCCCCAGUGCCCUCUCACAUUAGUCACAGUAGGACUCCCCCAGCGCCCUCUUACAGUAGUCACAGGAGGACUCCCCCAGUGCCCUCUCACAGUAGUCACAGUAGGACUCCCCCAGUGCCCUCUUACAGUAGUCACAGGAGGACUCCCCCAGUGCCCUCUCACAGUAGUCACAGGAGGACUCCCCCAGUGCCCUCUCACAGUAGUCACAGGAGGACUCCCCCAGUGCCCUCUCACAGUAGUCACAGUAGGACUACCCCAGCGCCCUCUUACAUUAGUCACAGGAGGACUCCCCCAGUGCCCUCUCACAGUAGUUACAGGAGGACUCCCCCAGUGCCCUCUCACAGUAGUCACAGGAGGACUCCCCCAGUGCCCUCUCACAGUAGUCACAGGAGGACUCCCCCAGUGCCCUCUCACAGUAGUCACAGUAGGACUACCCCAGCGCCCUCUUACAUUAGUCACAGGAGGACUCCCCCAGUGCCCUCUCACAGUAGUCACAGGAGGACUCCCCCAGUGCCCUCUCACAGUAGUUACAGGAGGACUCCCCCAGUGCCCUCUCACAGUAGUCACAGGAGGACUCCCCCAGCGCCCUCUCACAGUAGUUACAGUAUGACUUCCCUUAUAGCAUCUCCUCUCACAAAGUGGUCAAAGCAGGACUCUGCCAGCCCACUCUCGCAGUAGUCAUAGCAGGACUCCAUUGCAGCCUGUUCCCACCUACAGUAGUCACAGUAUGAUGCCUCCACAUCGCUUAUCCUCACAGACUAAUCACAGUAGGACUCCUUCACAGAUCUUACCCUCACACAGUAGUCACAGCAGGCCUCUCCCCGCAAUGAUCACAGCAGGACUCCCCCAGCCGCUUCACACAGUAGUGCUAGCAGGACACCUUCAUAGCCUUUGUGACUGUCAUAUUUCAGGCAUGACAACUAAUGGGUCACAACACAACCCCAUUCACUUUCAAUAGUUGUUUUUGAACUAUGGCUGCCCAGCAUGUGAUGCGCGCAAAGUCCCCGUGCAGAGUCCUGUGUCCCCCUCAUUGCCCAUCUAUCUAUCAGGAGGCUCAGCUCCAUCUGCCCUCUGUGCAAUAACGAGACAAGGGAGCCCAUCACUAUCUCCUGUGGACACAAAUUCUGCUGGACUUGCUACUCUGAAGAUCGAGCUUCCAUGGAGAAAUAUGGAUAUAGUUGUCCGGAAUGUAUCAACCAAAAACCUGAUGAGCCCCUGCAUCUAGUAAGUGUUGAUGAGAAUGGCCUGCUGGUUCUACAAGACAAGAUUCUGUAUAGAUGUUUCCUGAGUCGGAGGAUUGAUAAAUACCCCGUCUACGUGAUAAGUGUGAUCGGAGAGAGGCGAACAGGAAAAUCCUUCCUAAUGAAUUACCUUAUAAAAGCCCUCCAAAGCCAGGAGACAGCUAAGAAAUUUGAUCUGGGGGAAGAAGAUGAGAUACUGAAGGGUUUUACUUGGAAGCCUGGACCAGACAAAGUUACUUUUGGGAUUUGGAUAUGGAGUAAACCUUUUAUCUUGGAGCGAAAUGGUCAGAAGGUCGCUGUAUUUCUGCUGGACACGGAAGGCUCCAUGGAUAUGGAAGGUGACAGAAAGGCCAGCAUAAAGAUGUGCAUGUUAACCAUGCUGCUCAGCUCACACCUUGUGUACAAUGUGAAUUCCAGCAUAAAAGAAACCGACAUUGACGAUCUUGAGAUUUAUUGUCAUGGAAUCGGCAGUGAUAAACGCUACAAAUUAAAGUACUUUGAUUUUUUGAUUCGAAACUGGUAUGACCCGAAGAAAUGUGCAACAAAUGAUGCCGAAUCCUAUAUAAAUAAGGAAACUGAGAAAAUGAAGAAAAGAUACAAGAACUGCACAUUUUUGAAGGUCCUUGAUCAGUGUUCCUCCGAAUGCUUCUUGAUGCCGAACCCAGGCCCAGAAAUCACUAGCCAGGAGACGGGAAGACUUAGAGAUAUGAAUAAAGAAUUCCAGGACAGCUUGAGAACAUAUCUGUCAGGCGUAGUGAAGAGAAUCUAUCUCAAUAUCGGACCUGCUGACUAUGAAAAUACAUCCACAUGUAGUGAAAUGAUUAGGAUUAUGAUGGAGUUUGUGUCAUACCUGAAUGAUCUGAAGUACAACAUCUCCAGUCCAUCAGAGAUGUAUAACAUGGGAAAGAACCAGGAACACAUGGAAAAAAUAAAGAACGAGUUUCAAGAAUUUCUCAAUAGCUGGCCCAUGUGGCGACUCAGAAUAGGGGAUACGGUUGCCAACAAGAUCUCAGAACUUCAACAGAAAUUUGAGAACUCUUUCAUAUAUAUAAAUGAAGAUGAUCACAAGGACCAGCUGGAGAAGCUGAGGGAAUAUUUGGUUACUGAAGGAGACAAGUUCUGCAGGAAUCACAAUACUAAACUUCUACUAAAUGGGAUUCCUGCUUUGGUAGCAUUGGGGGCAGCUUCAGCAGGAGCAUUUAUGGCGGCUGGGGCGGCACCAGCAGCAGUAGCAGUAGCAAAUCCAUCAACAGUUGAGAUGGUUGUCGGUGUAGCUUCAGCAGGUGUCAGAAUGAGUUGGGCUCUGGUACGUAGAUUUAUUUGAAAUAAACAAACACAUAUUGUAAUCUAGGGAUUAUACAGAGGCAUUGUGAAGAGUUCCAAGUACCAAAAAACAGCCAUCAGCUGAUCACCACCCACUCAGCUUCUCUAAAUUGGUGGGACCCCCAUUGAUCAGCUAUCUGUAUGGCGUCUCCACCAAAAAAUAAAAGGGUUAUCCAACCCCUAUAAUGACCCCCCAAUGCCCGGGUCCCUUGUAUGGAUUAUACUUACCUGCUUUCCGGCACCUACGUUGAUCUGGAUCCCUGCACGGCCGCGGCUGCAUCUCCGGCAAGGAAGGGGGGCGAAGCUAAAAGCAGGUCGCGACGGGGACAAGACUUCCUAGCAUCACCCCCAAUGGUAGGGAGGCUUGUCCCCGUCACGGACUGCUAUUUUUCUUCUCCCCAAUCCCUCGCCCCACCGUCAAUGGAUGUGUUGAUCCACGCAAUGGGGAGAUGCAGCAGUGGCCAUGCAGGGAUUCGGAGCGACGCAGGUGCCGGGUAGCAGGUAAGUAUAAUCCAUACAAGAGGCCUGGGCUUUGGGGAGGUCAUUAUUGUAAAUUGGAUGGCACCACAAAUAGUAGAGCUGCACAGUCACAAAGUUGGUAAGGCUUUAAAAAGACAGAGGAUCAUGCAGUUCUAUCUAUAAUCUACCAUGUUGAUCCAGAGGAAGGCAAAAGACCCCUAUUGGGGGGUCACCAAUUGCUCCUAUUAGAUCCUCACCAACAUCCCAUAUCCAGAAAUCUACUAACUAUAACCUGCAAUAUUUUUAUAUUCAAGAAAGGCCUCCAGAUCCUUCUUGGACUUGUACAAUAAUUCAACCAUUACAACCUCCAUUGUGUCCCUGCCCUUACAGUAAAGAAUCCACAUCUAUGAUAUUGGUGAAACCUUUCCUUUAGAUGAAGAGGAUGACCUCUUUAUAGAACUCAAGUAAGUCAGCAUGUAUUGGGUGCAAAACUGAAGCUCAAAGACGAGAAUGCAUGCACAUAAGACUGCUCCAAGGUUAAAACAUAUUGUAUUACAAAAAUCACAAAAUACUGCAUUACAGCCCUGCCCAGAAGAGAAACCGUUCAAAACCACACAAAUUAAUUAUUACUAUUGUAUGCCACAAGGCAAAUAUCUCGAGCACUGGAAUCAAUGGGAAAGACAGUGAUAGAUGUUUGUGUAGCUGCCCUGGUACAUACUUAUGAUCAUUACCUAACAUUAUGUACUAUGGAAGCACAGAGAACCCAUGAACAAACAGGUGAUUCUAUCAUAAAAUGUUAAUCUGGUACUUGUAAUGCUGAUGUAUAAGAUUAUAAUAAAAUAAAUAUUUUAUGACAUUUA